CAGCCUACAUUCCUGUGUUGUUUUGAAUCCGGAGACAGGCAGAAGGCGAUAUUAUUUUCGAUUCUUUUUUUCUCCUUUUCUGCUCCAUCGCUGGCCUGUCGCACAAUUCCAUGAGGAUAUUCGCCGUGCUCGUAAUAUGAAUGAAAGAGUACCCCGAUGUCUCCGCUAAGUCCCAUGAAUGCAGUAGCAGGACAUGGCUUCUUCCAGCCGGCUUACUUCAAGAACAAAAUCCAAUCUCUUAGAUGACCUUGACCUACAGCCUGUCCGUGAGGUCAGAGGUCGAGUACUGAAUGAUGUACCUCACGGCGACGAUUCCUCUCCUCCCUCUCCAGAAGUGAAGUUCAACUUUGUCAACGUCGCUCUUCCUAAAUUGCCGAAAGGAGGAGCAGAGGACUAUGAGAGACCAAAUGAGAAAACGGCAAGAUCUAAACUUAGGAAGGACAUGGAACCCAAGAAGGAACGACAGAGAAGGGCCGAAGAUUUGCAGAAAAACAUGGAUGAAGGACGCCGUGAAUUUGUCUCACAGCUUUUAAGGCGGGGUGUUCCAGUGUGGGAGGAAGUGUCAGAAGAGGAACAUAAUAGUAGAUUUAUAGGAGGAACGAAUCCAUUUCAGUAUCAGCAAAGAAGUAGGAGCAGAGAUGCAACAAAUGUAACCCUGCGCAGUACUUAUCAGAAAUCCAGCAAGGUCCCCUCAGCAGUUUGGGAAGAUGUCUCAAAAUUACCUGUCAUAUCCCAGAACAUUCCAAGCGAAGAUGGCUUUUAUUCAGAUGGCUCCAGUCGUAAUAACACAGAAAGGAAAGGAAAUAACAUUCUCGACAAUGAUGUCCAAGGGAGUCGAGAAGAUGUCCGCAAUGACUAUGAUGAAGGCCCUGAGCAGCACAAAGAAACACUUCAGCAGUCUCCCUCAGAGAUGCAGCAGGCCUCGCAGACCAAUUCACCUGGCCGACCAUCAGAACACUCCCCGACACAAUGCUCAAAUACUCCCGAUGACUUGCUAAUUCAAGACUCAGCCAGAGGGCAUCAAAGUCAUCACAUGGUCAUGGAUGAUGAGUCUAGUCACGCAGAAGGCAGGGAGGAGAUCCCCGAGAGAAGUGCCAUAAAGAUGAAGAGAAAGUUUGGGGGAAAGAUUGAUGAAAGUGUUAUAACAACCAGAAGCUGGCGAGUUGGAGAACGUUUAGCUAGGGAGCGUUAUGGACCCCUGCCACAAGCACCUCAGAAUGAAGACCAGAAAGACAAAGGAGAAGAAGAGAAACAUGAGAGAGAAUCCACAAGAGAAAGUAGGUACAAAAGAGAUCUUUCAGCAUCUUCCCGGGAUGAAAUGCAACCACCAAGAUCACGGCAAAGAUUUACUAGCCAGAAAGAUGAAGCAGAGAGGGAACCAGCCCCACCCAAAACCCCACCGAGAGUGCGCAGUUACAAGCAAGAGGAAAUCCAAAAGUAUAUGGAAAGCAAGCGAUCAGAAAGGCUGAAAAACUUGAAGGAAAUGAAGACCCAAAGGCAAUUAGAAAAAAUAAAAAAGGAGGAGAGAUUAAAAGAACUGGCUCAGAAAACUAAGGAAUUAGCACAGACUGGCAAGAAGCAAAGUGUUCCUGACCGUGAGAAAAAUCAAGAUGUUAAUUCAAAGGGUGAUGCUCAUAUUGAGGAUCCUCAGUGGGGCUGUCCAAGUAAUUGCCACCAUGACACUGUCCAGAACCCAAGUCUUAACCCAGGAGUCCAAAAUACCAUUGAUCCAGCACAAGUGAAUGCUAAAUCUAAAGAUGAAAGUUCUGCUAAGAAGGGAAGAAUUGAAAAAAUUAGUGAACCUAGUGGGGAAAAGAUUGAAGGUGCAAAAGUUGCACAUACCAAAAAGACAAAGAAAGAGGGGAAAAAGAGAAGAAAAAAGAGAACAGUGUCUUUGAGUGAUAGUGACAGCAUAAGUGAAAUUGUAAGUAGAACCCUUGAGGAGUGUGAGAGACAGGUCAGAUCUUCCAGUAUUUCCCUUGAAAGCAUCUCUUCGUCAUCCUCUGUAUCCUUAAGUUCCUCAGACAGUGAGAUGAAGAGCAGUGAAUCACAAUCUAGUACCUCAAGCUUUGACUUGCGACCAAAACCGCGGGUACUCUCGCUAGGUCAAAUGGCACAGAAACUUACAAGUAGAAUUGAAAAAGAAGAGGAAAAUCUACGGUUAAAUACCGGUCAGAAGAGGGAAGGAGAACCAGACAAUGUGCCUUUGCAUCACUCAAAAGUCUCAAAAACUGGAGUGAAGGAAAUUCCCCCUAGGGAAUCUCUCUCUUACUCCCAGAUACAGACGCUCUCAGUGGAUGAACUGAUAGCAAGAAUGACUGCCAUGCUUCCUCAGAAUGCCUCAAGAGUGCAAGGAAGGGUGGAUCAAAUUCCUACUCAGACAACUAACACUAAACAAAAUGACCCCAUAGAAAGAAACACUCAAGCAUCUUUGACACCUCAGUUGAUUCAUCAGAGAUUGAGGCAGGAGCAGCAGAGUCGCAAGCAGACUCCAUCACCCAGAAUAACUGCAGCAGAAAAGGAAGACAUACCUGAUUUAUUACCACCAGAGAUACCAACAUUACAACUGUCAGGAGGUAAUAUUGCCAGGCCUCAUGCAGGCACUUCAGUCCCUCAACCAAAGGUGAACACUCUUCUUUCUUUGCCAGGAAAUAACAUCCCAUCAACAAAGGGCCAGUUGGUGCAAGAGGUCCCGAAUGGUUCAUCAGCAUUCCAGUUCAUAGGAUACAAUCCUCAGAAUGUCCCAGGGGCACCAGAGCCACAUUCUUAUGGAAGGAGAAACAUGAUGGAAAAAGCUGCUUUGUGUAUUCAGUCAGUUUAUAGGGGCUAUUGUGUACGAAAGGUUACAAGCGCAAUAUUGGGGAAAAAAUUUGGAAGACCUAUAAAGAAAACUGCAAAAGUGAGUCAGACAAUUAGAAUAGGCAACAGCAAACAACAUAUCAACACAGUGCAAAAUAAAUUCUUUAAGAAACACAAUUUAAAGACAGACCAGCCUAAUAGAGGAGAGUUGUCUUCAAGUGAGGAGUGCAACGAGGUUGACUGGAGGAAAAUCAGAAUGGAGUUAGAAAACAAGAGCAUGAUACCCAGGAGAGAUGCCCCCUACAUCUUUAAGAAAACAGAUUUACCAGAGUGGAUCAAGCCAUACAUUGUUUUAAGUGAGACUGGAAAUAUUGACAACUUCAUUGACAGCAGAGGCAGGGAACAAGAGACUGUAGGACACAUGGCAGCAGAGGGAGAGCACACUCGUCACCCCCAGAGAAAUAUUGAGAAUAAUGACAGCGACAAGGAAAAUAUUGAAGGUUUAGAUAAAACUGAGUUGGAUGCUACACUAACAGAAGGACCAAUAUCUGAUGCUGAUAAGAGAGAAACUCAUAAUGUACAGGAAAAAGAAACCCAGACAAAUCUUGAUGUAAUGAAACAUGAGAAGAGGAGAAAAGAAAAAACAAAAGACCAAAAGAACCAGAAACUUAUAAGAGAACCAGACAAAAAUACAUUUGUAGACUUGAAGAAAACCUUUACAGGUGAAAAGACCUUGCUGUUAAGUAAUGCAGAUGCUAGUGUGAAGAGUACAGAAAUUGAUGGAGCUGUGGCAGUGAAGGCUAAAGCACCAGCAGUAAAGUAUGUUAAUGCUGAGACAUCAAAAGCUUUAAAAUCUAUGUUGAAUAGAUCAGAAAAACAUGAAGUAACUAUAGAGGAAGGCCCUUUAGAGGAAGAAUCACAAUAUGUUGCUGUUAACACACAGUCUAAAGUGUCUUCCAGUGAAAGUGAAAGACCCUACCCUUCAGACCUUGAAGAAGGAGAAAUACUGGGGUCUUCUGGGGUUCAGGAAACCCCAGAUUCCUCUGUGGGUGAGGACGAUAUACAAGCUCCACAUCAGUUACUGGGCAAGGGACCCCACUUUGCCCCUGCCAGCUUGAGGUUGAGGCUGAAUGCAGAGCUUAUGUAUCAAGACACAUUAGGUGAAGCUCUCAGUCAGCUCCGUGAUGCAGAACAGUUCCGGAUACUUUCCAAAAGCAGCCAAGAAGCCAUAGCUUACUCACAGUCAUUAGCUCUGGAACAUCAGGAGAGAUUAGCAGAGGAACAGAGAAAGAAAGAAGAGGAAAAGAAAAAAGAAGAAGAAAAGAAAAGACAGGAAGAAGACAAGAGAAGAAAAGCAGAGGAAGACAGGAAAAUUAGAGAAGACCAACAGCGGCAUCAAGAGGCCCUGCUCAGUGUAGAGAGGAUGGAGAAGGAGGCAAAAGAUCGUCUCACUCAGUUAGAAAGGGAAGUGCGUGCACGAGCAGAACAGAUUUUGUCAAGUACCACUCAUAUGGCUCCUCCUCAGCCAGCAGGUUCUCAGCCAGAUGUGAUUGCUGCAGCUGCUGUAGCUGCUGUUGGUGCAACAAUUUCUCAAUGGGAGAGGCUAAGACCCGCCAGAGGGGGUGCCAGUUCAGGAUUAGAAUCUAGUGCUGUUAUUUUAAGUCAGGGAUCUGUUUCAUCUUCCAUGAAGGACUCUCAUCAUUAUUCAAGUACUUUUACAGGGUCUUCUGGUGACAGGUCACGAUCUAGAGUUUCUCGUAGUGAGAAGUACUCUUCUAAUCGAUCAACUUCUAGCAAGAGUCGUAAGUCAUCUUCAGUUUCUGAAAGGAUAAGUGUUGCAAGUGCUGAUAGGUCUAAAAGUUCUGUGGCAGAAGAUUUACCCUCUAGUAUUCACUCAGCAAGUACAAAAUAUUCAGUAGAGGAACAGGUUUUGUCAGCAACUGAGUCAAGCAGAAGAUCAUCUGUGUCAGAGGAAAUUAGCACAGAAAGGAGCAUACCAACUGUUGGCCACAGAAAAACAACACAAUCUGAGACCUCUGUCCAAGAGGAGGAGGGCCUUGCAGGUACUACUACAUCACAAGAUAGGUCAGUGAUAGAAGAAGUGGAAAGUGAUGUGCAAAGUAACAGAUUGACUCAGAUGGAAUCGGUGUCGGAAGCCUUAAUUAGUACUAGAAUGUCCAAAAACGAUGAAACUGUACAGUCCUCUUAUGGAGAUAGACAAUCUACUCAUAUUACAGAAGAAACUCCUGGAUCAGGAAGUGGUUCUCAGGAAUUAAUUGAAGAUAUUGUUGGAACAAGUACUAAUGUUAGCAGUGGUUUAGUUUCUUCUACCAUGCGAGAAUCACUACCAUCAAAAACUGCAACAUCAUUGUCGGAGGUGUAUAGCAAGGAACCUUCAAAAAGUGAAAGUAGCCAAAUACAGGAAAGUAUCAGAUCCUCAAAGAACAGCAAGGAAUCGGUAUCGACAUCCAGGACAAAAUCUUCCUCCAUCACAUCAAAGUCACGCACAGAGUCAGUUCAGAAUGAGUCAAAGGAAAAGUCUGAUGUCUAUUCAGAAUCAUUUGAGGUGGAAUCUGGCAGUGACGGCUCAUCAUCUUCAUCAUCAGCCAUUCCUUCUCAGAGCAAGAGAGUAAGAGAUUACAAUGGAGACUUGUCAAUUGUUGUCACCUCGGCAAACAUUCUGACAGCCAUGGACCAGAUGGACUACACAGCUGGUGGUGGAUUACCCAGUGGGAUGUUGACUGGAGGGAGCAGUAGUGCACUAGGAAUGACACUAAACAUGAUGGAGUCGAUGCAGAAAGAGGAAGAACUACGGCACCAGCACCAAAAGGCACUUCUAAAAUUACAAGAACAAUCCCUAAUAGAAGAAGCAAGAUGGAAAUUAGCUGCCUUGCAAUCUGAGGGAGGUCCAGGGCUACGGAAAAAGCAACGAGCUGUCUUGCUACAGCUUCGGGAGCAAAGGGCACAUCUGCGGCGCUUGAUUGAGACACAGAACCUAGCUGCACAACAAAGGAGAUUAUUACUUUUGCAACAUUAUCAUCUCCUUGCUACCACAAAUGGUGCAGCAGCAGUUGGUGCCAGAGGAUGUGUGACUACCUCCCGAGGUCAGUCACCAAAUCCAACUUCACCUCGUUUGACUCCCAGAAUGAUGGAGAUCAACAUAUCUUCAUCAAGUGAGAGUCAGGAUGAUAUAUCAUUGCAUUUGUCCCUAAAGGGCAAGGAUGCAGGGUCCAGCAGUCCCUCAGAUGGAGGAGGGAGAGAGAAGCGGCGUUCACACUCAGAAGAACGCAAGAGAAUAAGUUCGAUGCGCUUGCAAGAAAAGCGGCGGGCAACUGAGGUAGAACUAUUGCACCAACAGCUGCUCCAGGAAGAAAAGGAGAUAUUCAGACUGAAGAGCCAGGACAAGGACCCAGGCAAAGUGAAAAGAAAGGGUGAAAUUGGAAGCAGAAGGCCAAGGGAUAAGAGAGAGAAGAGUCCAACUUCCUCCUCUCCUCUGGCCACACUGGUUCAGGACAGUGUGUCAUCAACUGGGAGCUCUGUCCCUGAAGAGAGUGUAGAUGCGUCUGCCCAUGACAGUCAGAGUUCAGUGCCUGAGGAAGGAGGAACAGAAUCUGUGUGUCAUAGUGAUGCCGCUUCUUCUGUGUCAGAGCAUGAUGGGCUCAGUUUGAGGAGUAAGUCCUCUAUUCCCCAAGAAUUAUCUGGUGCUAAGAAAUUACCAUCGAGUGAAGAAAUUGUUAGUGCAAGAUUAGCAGGUAGUGCUCGAAGUUCAUCUGCUCGAACCAUAGCAAGUGAGAUUCAGUCCUCACAUGUGAGUGAAGAUAUGGAAAAUGUGUCAUCUGCAAAGUACUCAAAAUCUAAAGAAAGCAAAUCAACACCCCAGUCUUCAGUCGAUACAAAAACUUCUAGAUCCAGUGAUAAAACAAGUAGCAUUAGAACACUAGUGAGUGAUGGUAAUUCCAAAAGCACAGACAGACCUAGUUCUGUAAAAUCUGAAGGAAAUGAGAAAACUUCCAAAUCUGCAGAGGGUCAGAGCACCAUAAAAACUAGCUCAAUAGUUUCAGAGAUACCGACACGUAGUAGAACAGACACUGCUGUUUCAGAGGAGGUGUCCAGAGAAACGAAAAGCCAAGCAGCAUCUGUCUCCUCACGAUCAGGAAAUGAGUCCAACCAUGCAAGCGAAAACAAGUCAGGGGAAGGAAGGUCUUCCAGUCAAAAACUUUCAUCUGCUAAGGCUUUGCCCCUUCCUAUUAGGGUACCACUGUCGCCACGCUCACCCCACAGGCACCACCGACGCUACUCAAGUGAAUCAGAUGACUCAUUCACUCUUUCACAAACAGAAACUGCUUCAGAUAUUUCUGAUGGGGAGGGAAAGCUUUUGGCUCUCAAGGAACAACUGGCCUCCAGACGAGCAGAAGCUGACCGCUUGCGGAGGGAGAAGCGCAGGCUGAGGAGGGAACGUCUUGCUUCUCAGGAACAUGCUCUGAGGCAGCAGAUCUCAGCUUAUGAUUCUUAUAUCCAGCAAGCUCGCAUGGAACUUGAAAAGGAAUCAAAAGAGCUUCAGCAAGCAUCCAUGGUCAGGCCUCUUAUUAAAAAACCACAAGUCGCCGAGACCAAGAAGUCAAGGCAGUCAGAAUCUAUUUUAACCAGUCCUGAUAGAUCAGAUAUCUCUGAAACCUCUAUUCUCUCAGAGGGUGCCAAGUCUGAACAGUCUGAAAAGUCCUCCUCAAAGUCAAAAGAAGAAAUUAUCAAGACAUCUAGCUCAGUAUCACCUAGAGAGUUAGAAUCACAGAAGUCCCAAGCAAAGAGCUUAUUGCCAGAAAGCAUUCACACACCAGUACAAAAUGAGAUAAUUGAGAAGCAGCCAGAGAAAACACCUGAUGUACUGGAUCCAACAGCACAAGCUCAACAGUGUGCCCUUGAAGAUGCUGAAACAUCUAGGGUUUCACGAACAUCAUCUAUCUCCGAGGAUUAUAGUUUUGAUGAAGAGACAACCACAACUGAACAUUCCAAUGAAAAUGCUUCUCCUUCCCCACACAAAUCUUUAUCUCAUGACUCCAGCCAAGACACAGAUCAUACUCCAUCUCAGGCCUCCAGCACCGAAACCAUUGUACAGAGUCCCAAGAAACAAGAUUCAGGGCCAAAGGAUGAUGAGGAAGACAGUAUUUUAAGUGAAAUUAGUGGUUUAGCAUCACAGCAUGAACAGGACAAAAGUAAAGAUGAGAGCAGAGUAAUAGACUUGAACAAGAUAGACCAUAGUAAGCAAGAGGAAGAAGACCAAAUUGAUGUGGAAUGUGAUCAACAAGAAUGCAAAUCAGAGAAAAAAGAACAUGUUGAUAGUCAAUUACCAAAUGUUUUAGCUGAAACUGAGAAAAAAUUAGAGAUUUUCAUACCAACCCCAGACUUGGGAUCUCAGGAAGGUUACGACUCAUCAGAACAAGAUAAAGAUACGAGCUUAGAAGGCAGUAUUGGUGAGGAAAUAGUAGAAGAACAAUAUGAAGAAAGUGGGGGUGAGGCAAGUGGUCAUAUUGCUGAUUCAAGAGAUGAUGCAUUUGCUCUCCAGUAUGCAGACAAGAAGCAAGAGGAGGAUCAUUCUGGCCCUCAGUCACUGGAUUUCAUUUCCCCCAGCAAAGAUGCUUCUUCAGAGAAGGUUAAUGAAGAUUUAUCAAAGGUUUCUCAAAAGAUUGAUUCUGUAGAGGAUGUACAUCCAGUGGAAGAGGAUGAUGGUCAGGCCCAUUCCCUAAGGACUCAGCGACUGGUUGAUGACAUUUCAAAUAAUCUGUUAGCUUCUAUGAUGAAGGAAACCUCUCAACUCUUCACUUCCAUUCUGAAAGAAAGAAACACAGGUUCAGACAUUUCUGAUGUUCAAGUUCCAAGAGAGGACCCUUCAGUAAGUUUUGUAGGUGAAGGAAUUCUCCCCAAGACUAAAACAGAAGUGCAGUCCUCUCACCUGGACGAUGAAAGCAAGAAUAAUGCAUCCCCCGCAAUUCACCCAGAAGAUCCUCCCACCUCCUCUGUAUCCAGUAGCAAGUCUCAGAUCCUGAAACGAGUGAGUGACUUGAUUGCAGAAGGCAACACAUCUCCUCGCUCUCCAUCUGUGACCUCUCCUCGGCAAAAUGAACUGGUGUUAACUCCUCAGUUAACAUUUGAUUUAAGCCCUGAUGUCCUUUCUCCAGCGUCUUCUACACCAGCCUCGCCAACCAAAGUUAGUGUCGGCUUGGAUAACAGAUUGCCUGAAAAGUCUACACCAUUUGAUAAAACUCCACAGCAAGAACAGGAAGAUAUGAUGUCUCCAACACACAGUCCCAGCAAGGGCCAAGGCAAUAACCUGGAUAUGGCAGCACUAACCAACAAAUUGUUGAACAUAGCUGCAACCCCUGAUCUCGAUCUUGAUGAUAAGCUGGGGCAGUUAGAUGGAGAUGACACUGAGUUCUCAGUGGAAGGGAUUGAAGGGAACUGGUUUGAUGACGACUUCUGGACCUCAGCGGACAAUCGCAAGAAACAGCAACAGUUGAAAGCGGAGGAGGAGAGGAUUGCUGCAGAGCUAUUCCAGAUUGCUCGUCUGGAGGAGUUACAGCGCCUGCAAGAACAGUUUCCUGGCUUAGUCAUCCGUGAAGUUCCGAACAAGCCGCCCCCACCGUACACACCUCCAACCUCCACAACUCCACCCUCUCUGUCUUCCGUUUCACCAUCAACAUCGCCCACCAUGCCACCUGCAUACUCUGUGGCAACCCCUCGUGGCGAUGAAGUCCCCCUCAAGACACCAAGUCCUGUCAAUACCAUCAGUGUUCCUCAUCGACUGAGCAAAGCAGAUUUGAGAAAACUUGCAACAGAGAUCUUCCACGUUGUGCCAAGCCGCAAGGAGGAGGUGAUGAGCCUAGUGAAAGAUGCCCUUGACUGCCUUCAUGAAGCCUGGGAAAGGGGUGUAGACCCUUUCCUUGUAGAACCUCCCGAUUCAUUCAUAACGUCUUCACCUCCUCUAAGGUAAGGGAGAAGGUUGUCG
Penaeus vannamei (Pacific white shrimp) is the source of this 9799-nucleotide messenger RNA. The record is from RefSeq and is a predicted model, not a curated record. NCBI's taxonomy places the organism in Eukaryota, Metazoa, Arthropoda, Malacostraca, Decapoda, Penaeidae.